AUGGUCCCCAUUGAUUCCGGCCAUCGGAUGGAUUUCCUGGCUCCAGCGAGGGAUGUGUUGGCGAAUAUCGUGAGUAAAAUUCCUCCAUUUACCCGUCACGUGCAACAGGAGUAUUUCUCCCCUGUGUGAUUCAGCCUUUCGACAGCCGAGUAAUCUUCAAAUGAUAGGUUCUCUUGGAUGUUUUGGGUCUCGACGAUUAGGCAAGUCACCGUCCAAUCUAACAGCACCACUCUGCGGAGUUGAUGUACUUAUUCGGCGUAUGUGCUUUCUUGCGCGAAAGUGAAUUCUGGCGGCUCGGGUGUCACGAGUACUUUUGUUUAUCUGGGCCUUCAAAUCCAAAUUAUACUAUAGGUACUUUAAGGAAGACUUUGUUUGGCCUACUAUCAGGUGUUUACUCUGCGUCAUCCUUUCUAGCUCUUCACUUGAGCAAUUUUUACGCACGGAUCACGCGAACUAGCCGCUGGUGGCACAUGCUCUGAAGGGUUGCUGAGCGGCACCAGAUCAUCUGCAUUGCAAUUCAUUUCAUUCCUAGCAAGGAAUGCAUUUGUGCUUAGUAAGAGAGCCGGAGUCCACUCAUAGCGCACUUCUGAAUGAACCGAGCCCUACCUCAUAUUAACUGAAUGACCUCGAAGGGCUCAGAUUUAGUCUCGCCCUGUCCUCUGUCAGAGGACUAGUUACUACCUUGCUGAGCCCUCCUCAGUGCGAACAAUGCCCCGCUCCCAACAUACCCGCGCUUACAACGCGCAUUCCGCGCACGAAUCGGUCUCGUAGGACACCCUCGGAUUCGAUGAAUCAUUUACCCGACAACACCUACCUCUUCUUCCGGCCUCGGCCCUGCUGCAAUCCAAGCGCCGACCGCCACACCCGUCGCACCAAUCACACUAUAGCCGCCCCCCCCCGACGGCACACUUCAUUGGCAACUUCCACCCCGAGCAAAUCCCAGCAUGGACCACCACCACCACCACCACUACCACCACCACCACCACCACCACCACCACCACCACCACCACCACCACCACCACCACCGCCACCACCACCACCACCGCCAACUGUGAACUGAGGCCUGAACCGUUGCCCUAG
Messenger RNA from Spirometra erinaceieuropaei, 1080 nucleotides. NCBI's taxonomy places the organism in Eukaryota, Metazoa, Platyhelminthes, Cestoda, Diphyllobothriidea, Diphyllobothriidae. The record is from the annotation of a GenBank genome assembly.